This is a messenger RNA of Nerophis lumbriciformis (worm pipefish), 924 nucleotides long. Lineage: Eukaryota; Metazoa; Chordata; Actinopteri; Syngnathiformes; Syngnathidae. The record is from RefSeq and is a predicted model, not a curated record.
AUGGCUGUCGUUAGUGGAACUUACCGCAUGGUGUCCGAGGAGGAGCAGGCUCUCCGCGCUAAAUUAGAGCGCCUCACCGUCAAGGACCACGGGCCCGUUUUUGGCCCCAGCCCCAGCCUUCCAGACCACACGCGGCAAAAGGCCAAAGACGAGCUGAACGAGACGGACGAGAAGCGGACGUCAGCCGUCAAGGAGCUGCGGGGGAUGAUCAAGGAGAAGGCGGACGCCGGAGACGAGCUGGCUAAGGGGGUGUUGGAGACUUUCGGGGAGAAAUCGGACAGCCUGCUGGUGCGCUUCAUCCGGGCUAGGAAGUACGACGUUCCUAGAUCUUUCGAUCUCAUGAAGGGCUACGUGCGUUUCAGAAAGGAGUACCCCGAACUGUUCGAGAACCUGACGCCCGAAGCGGUACGCAGCACCAUCGAGGCCGGCUACCCCGGAAUCCUCCAGAGCCGGGACAAAUACGGCCGCGUGGUUCUUCUCUUCAACAUCGAGAACUGGGACUACGAGGAGAUCACCUUUGACGAGAUCCUACGAGCCUACUGCGUCAUCCUGGAGAAGCUCCUGGAAAACGAGGAGACUCAAAUCAACGGCUUCUGCAUCAUCGAGAACUUUAAGGGCUUCACCAUGCAGCAGGCGUCCGGUAUCAAACCCACCGAGCUUAAGAAGAUGGUGGACAUGCUGCAGGACUCGUUCCCGGCCCGUUUCAAAGCCGUGCACUUCAUCCACCAGCCGUGGUACUUCACUACUACUUACAACGUGGUCAAACCACUCAUGAAGAGCAAGCUUCUGGAGAGGGUGUUUGUGCACGGAGACGAGCUGGAAAACUACUACAAGGAGUUUGACGCCGACAUCCUCCCUGCCGAAUUUGACGGCAAAGCGCCCAAAUACGAUGGCAAAGCCACGGCGGCCAAGUUGUUUGACUAA